Vicugna pacos (alpaca) is the source of this 930-nucleotide messenger RNA. Its product is annotated as putative olfactory receptor 10D4. Gene Ontology annotation, biological process: G protein-coupled receptor signaling pathway. Lineage: Eukaryota; Metazoa; Chordata; Mammalia; Artiodactyla; Camelidae. The record is from RefSeq and is a predicted model, not a curated record. Gene Ontology annotation, cellular component: membrane. Gene Ontology annotation, molecular function: olfactory receptor activity; G protein-coupled receptor activity.
AUGAGGAAUGACACUCCAGUAACUGAGUUCGUCCUCACAGGAAUCCCUCACACAAACGGGCUGGAAAAUGUGCUCUUUGUCUUGUUUCUUGCCUUCUACUUGCUCACUCUUCUGGGGAACCUGCUCAUUCUUCUGGCCGUCCUCACUUCCGCCAUCCUCCACACCCCCAUGUACUUCUUCCUGGGAAACCUGUCAGUGUUUGACAUAUUUUUCCCUUCAGUGAGUUCCCCCAAGAUGAUGCUCUACCUAAUGGGGCAAAGCAGGACCAUCUUCUUCCAGGGCUGUGCCUCCCAGCUCUUCUUUUACCACUUCCUGGGUUGCACUGAGUGUUUCCUCUACAACAUGGCCUACGACCACUUUGCUGCCAUCUGUCACCCCCUGCGGUACACAGUCAUCAUGAACUACAGGGUGUGCGCCAUCAUGACUCUAGGCACCUGGAUGGGGAGCUGUGUGCAUGCAUCUGCCCUCACUUUCCUCAUCUUUAAGUUGCCCUACUGUGGCCCCAACAAGGUGGACAGUUUCUUCUGUGAUAUCCCGGUGGUGCUGCCCCUGGCCUGUGCAGACACCUCUCUAGUGCAGGCGGUGAGCUUCACCAAUGUAGGUGUCGUGGCCCUCGUGUGUUUCCUCCUUAUCCUCACUUCCUACACUCGCAUUGUGGUCGCUGUACUGAAAAUCAACUCCUCACAGGGCAGGCGCAAAGCCUUCUCAGCCUGCAGCGCCCACCUGGCUUCUGUCCUGCUCUUCUACGGACCGGUGGUCCUCAUUUAUCUCUGGCCUGCCUCCAGCCCAAGGCUGGGCUCUGUGGUUCUGGUGUUGAACAAUAUUGUCACCCCUUCCCUGAAUCCUUUGAUAUACAGCUUGAGAAACAAGGAUGUGAAGGUGGCUCUGAGAAAAGCCCUAAUCCAAGGGGUACAUGCUUGUGGAGCGUAA